AUGCCACCCUUUCAUCAACGACAUCGUCGAUCUCCUUUUAAACGUACUUCAUUCCGUCGUACUUCGUCCGGUUCGAGUUCUCUGAGAUCAAUCGCGGAGAUUCAGUCUCGUUCUGAUGAUCGUGUUAAAUCUUCGUUCUCACACCCUACGAUAUUGGGAUGGGAGAAUGACGAUGGUUUGAUUGGGAAUAUGGAUAAGGAGAAACAGUCUGUUGGUUUUCGUCCGGUGGUUACAGUAGCGAUUUGUCGUGAUGAGAUAGCGGUGAUAGGAAGGGUGGAUGGAGGGACUUCUCAGGUACUCCGAUGCGAAUACACCAAAGGAGGGAUGGGGGGAAGAGAUAAAAGUCCACAUGCAAGUAUUAUAUAUCCUAUUAAUAGCCUUGGAUACCCAAGCAGAGAUCUCGACAAAGAUGCAGAUGAUGGUUCACAUACCUCUCGCUCAUCUGUCCCGACGGUUCCGGAACUUUCGCCUGAGCCAUCAACUUCGAGGUCUGCGGUUUCGGUUUCGGUUUCUGAUAUUUCGAAUCUGAAUGGUUUGGGGAAAAGUGAUGGGGAAGUGGGAAUAUCGAUGAUGAAUUCACGCAUGGAGAGAUGGAAAACUUUUGGGAGGGUGAGAGGGAAAGCGAGAGGAUUUCUUGGGGGUCGGAGGGUGGGGAAUGGGGAUGGGGAAGGAGGGGGAGGGGGAGAGGGAGGGGGAGAGGGAGGGGGAGAGGGAGAGGGAGAGGGAGAGGGAGAGGGAGAGGGAGAGGGAAAUGAAUCAAAAACUGGGAAAGAAAAACGAGAGAAGAGAAUAAGACCCUUCCUGAGGAAAUACUGUCUUCAUCCUUUUAGCAUGAGGAGUAGUUUUCGCUUGGUGGGGUGGAUUGAGGAUCCGGUUGGUUGUUGUGUGGGUCACAGCACAGCCUACGGAACGGCUCAUGCGACGGGAUAUGGGGAGGUAAGAACGGGGUAUGCAUAUGGAGGGGGAAUAGGAGAUGCGAGGUUAUGGGAUGAAGCGAGACGGAGCGGAUGGGGGGGUGGAUUAUACUGA
Molecule: messenger RNA, 1029 nt
Organism: Botrytis byssoidea
Lineage: Eukaryota; Fungi; Ascomycota; Leotiomycetes; Helotiales; Sclerotiniaceae
Exons: 2
Coding region: 1-1029 (342 amino acids)
Source: RefSeq, a predicted model, not a curated record